This is a messenger RNA of Trichogramma pretiosum, 1292 nucleotides long. Its product is annotated as trypsin alpha-3-like. Gene Ontology annotation, molecular function: serine-type endopeptidase activity. The record is from RefSeq and is a predicted model, not a curated record. Gene Ontology annotation, biological process: proteolysis. The transcript has 6 exons. Lineage: Eukaryota; Metazoa; Arthropoda; Insecta; Hymenoptera; Trichogrammatidae. The coding region runs from base 1 to 732 and encodes 243 amino acids.
AUGAAUCUAUUCUAUAUCACAGUUCUGUAUAUUUUCUUCGGUGCCACAUCGGCCCGUAGACUGAGAAUCACUGGUGACAUCGAGGCUGACAUCGAACGAAUACCCUAUCAGGCUCAGAUUCUACAACUUGACGUGAACGUUUGUGGUGCUACGAUUGUAUCCAAAUACUGGCUCGUUUCGGCUGCUCACUGUUUCGCUUAUGAUUUUGGCCUGAAAGUUCUGACCGGCACGUCGUACCGAUCCAAAGGAGGCGUAAAGCACGACAUCGAGCACGUCAUCAUUCAUCCCAAUUACAACAAUGUCACUCGCAUCAAUGAUAUAAGUUUAAUCAAGUUGAAACAGCCGCUGCAGUUUAACGAAUCCCAAAAGCCCAUUUCCAUGGCGUGCGCGAGACCAAAAACGCGAGACGUCGUCGAGAUAUCCGGAUUCGGAAAACAAGGGGACAAUAGAAGCGUCUCGCCGCACUUAAAAAUAGCCAAAGUUCUGGUGGUCGACGACGACAAAUGCGCCAAAGCCUACGACGCGGGUUACGACGAGAAAGGCAUGUUCUGCGCCGGUCGAGGAAUGGCCGACGCUUGCCAAGGCGACUCAGGCGGGCCCGCAGUGAUCAACGGACAAUUGGCGGGCAUCAUAUCCGGCGGCAUCGGCUGUGCAUCGGUGCUGCAUCCGGGUGUUUACAUCGAUAUUUCUGAAUAUCACGGCUGGAUAGUGCAACACGUAUUUGAUAUUUAAAAAAGUGAGAUAUCGAAUGAAAUUGUCAAUUUAUGUAAAAAAACUUCAGUAUUUUUUAUAAGAAUUUAGAAAAAUUUUUUAGUGCAACUGUUGCACUCAACGUUUUCUUGAUAAUUAUAAUUAAAAUAAGGAACCGUCAGAAAUAAUUGUUAAAAAUAGACUCACUGAGUGAAUUAUAUUUUUUACUACAUCUAAUGCUCUGUAAUACAUUGUUAUUAAUUUAAUACGGUGAAAGCAAGCGUAUUUAUCAUCAUUACUAUCAUUACUAUUGUUAUUAGAUACUACCUACGAAUUGGUCAGUGGUCUCUUUGUUGUUGUAUCAACCGCUUUGGCCAACAGUAAUCAUAACUCAUCAAUUAAAUUCUAUUAUUUUAAUGACGCCGUGUCGCAUAAUCAAAUAUGUCAAAGGAAGUCAAUUUAAACUUUUUUAUAACAUGAAAGUGUUUCAUAAUCUAAACAUCAUAAAUAAUUUUAUUUCACUCAAAUCUAAUGUAACAUUUUGUUCCUACGUACCGAAUAAAAUUUAAAUAUUACUUUUGGACCUGUAUAGAGAAAAACAA